Messenger RNA from Xenopus tropicalis (tropical clawed frog), 3059 nucleotides. It is a transcript of the gene sxph, whose product is annotated as saxiphilin. Bases 645 to 2894 code for a protein of 749 amino acids. The record is from RefSeq and is a predicted model, not a curated record. Gene Ontology annotation, cellular component: extracellular region. Lineage: Eukaryota; Metazoa; Chordata; Amphibia; Anura; Pipidae. The transcript has 17 exons.
UGGCCAAUGAGCACUCCAUUAACCCCAAACUUGCCUGUAAGAUCACUGCAAAAAUGGCCAAUGAGCACUCCAUUAACACCAGACUUGCCAGACAAGGGAUUCUGUAACACGCUAAUAAUAAGAACUUACUUGUUGCUUUACAGUUUUUGAAAAGAUCUACAUAUAUGGCCUUAUUAAUAAGCCUUAUUACUAACUCCAUUAUGUAAUGGAAUUGUAACUGAAUCUUAUUCUUUCUAUAAAACUUUUAUGAUGACAAAUUUGGUACACUGUCAGAGAGUAGCCAUGGUAAUGUUAUCUUAUUAUUACUACCCUUUUAUAAUAUUGGUGUCCAGUACCCUACUGUCCCUCUUUUGCCCCCAAGGUCAGUCCUGCCUGUGUCUUUCUAUAUAAACUUGGACCUAAUGAUACCCUUUCACUGUCUGCUGUCCUUUACUGACUAAAUGUGUCAAUUUAAAAUUUGGAGAAACUGUUUAGUUUCUGUUAAACAUGUCCAACUAUUUCAUCACUAACAUUUUCCAUGUGUGCCCUGACCAGCCCUCCCUCAUCCUGCCUCUUUCCUACGCUUUCAUUUCAUUUCCCUCCAUGUGCCCAGCACUGGACUCAUCUCCCUUUUGCAGGAAGAGAUAUACAAAGUAGAACACAAUAUGCAUCUGGCCUUUUGCACACUCCUCUCCACGAAUGUAUUCUUCUUACUCUUCAUGCUGCCUCACACUCCUUCAGGGAAAAAGUUCCGUUGGUGCACUCUUUCUGAUUUGGAGCAGAGGAAAUGUUCUCAUCUGGCACGAACUCUGCAAACUAUACUACCUGCCAGUCAUGCUUUCUCCAGGGUCUCCUGUGUCCGAGCCCACACUACACAGGAUUGCAUGAGCAAAAUAAGGGGAAAUAAAGCUGAUGCUGUGUCACUGGAUGCAGGGGAUGUGUAUACAGCCAUCAAACAGUAUGACCUGGCUGUUGUAGCAAAGGAGCGACACUCAGACGGAAGCUGUGUAUAUGCCGUGGCUGUGGCCCGGCGUGGCACUCUCAAUAUCCACAAGUUAAACAGAACUCGGUCUUGCCACAAUGGAGCUCGAUGGACAUCAGGUUGGAAUAUUCCCUUUGGAUUUUUCCUCUCAAAGAACCUUUUACAUUGGGAUGAGGAACAGCCACUCAGUAAAGUUGUAAGCGCAUAUUUUAAUGCCAGUUGUAUACCAGGGAUUGGAAUUGCUUCUCCCAAUCUGUGUGAGCUAUGCCAGGGAUCCAAAUCCUAUGUACGGGACAGGAAUAAUUUCUGUGAGAUUAGUAGCAAUGAACCAUUUGCUGAUUCUGAUGGAGCAUUCAGGUGUUUGAAAAAUGGUGGAGGGGAUGUGGCAUUCAUGGAUCACCUGGCUAUAAUGACUCCAACAGAGUCUGAAAUGCAGGAAUUUGAACUCCUUUGUCCUGAUGGUUCCACUGCUAAUCUGAGCUCUUUCCAGUACUGCAAUCUGGGUCAAGGACCUGGAAAAGCAAUUGUCACUCGUGGUCACCUCCACAGAGUCACCAAGAGAUUUCUUGUGCUGAUCCAGGAUUUAUUUGGCCUCAAAAGAAAAGAAAAGCGAAGGUUUUCUCUUUUUAGUUCAUUGCCCUUUGGGGGACAAAAUCUUAUGUUUCAUGACUCUACUCUCGAACUGCAAAUCCUGGGCAAUGAGGCUGAUGUGUCUUCAGUUCUUGGGAUGGACUAUGUGGCUCUCCUUAAAGGACUUGGACAUGAAGGUAUUUCACUGGAUCACAGUGUCAUCCGCUGGUGUUGUAUCAGCACUGCUGAACUGCAGAAGUGUGAGGACUGGGCAAUGAAUGUGAAAUCAGAUCCUCUGGUCUGUAUCCUGACAACAUCACUUACAGGCUGUAUUGAGAUGAUCAAGAGAAAUGAGGCUGAUGCUGUUUCAUUAGAUGCUACUCAUGCAUACAUUGCAGCAAAAUGUGGGCUGCAGCCAGCGGCUGUGGAAUACUGGGGUCAUGUGUCUGAAUGCCCGACUGAUCCUUAUCAAAUGCCACUCAAUAUUACAGAGAAAGGUUUUCCAACUCUUUUUGCUCUGGCAGUGACAAAGAAAAGUAACAGAGCCGUAAGUCUCUCUGGAAUGAGCAGCCGGCGUUCUUGUCACGGAAACAUUUAUAGUGUUGCUGGAUGGCUGCUCCUUUCUAAAUACACUGUGCGGGGGAAUAAGAAUGACACAUGGGACUGUGAUAUUAACUCAGCUUACAAGAACUAUUUCUGGAAGGGGUGCAUGCCUGGAGCAGAGCACAAUCUGUGCAAGGUGUGUAUUGGCUGGGAAGAGGGCGACAGACUCAUGGGAAGGUGCACUGCCAAUCACAAGGAGAGGUAUUAUGGCAAUCCAGGCGCACUCAGGUGCCUAGUUGGAGAUCCAGAAGGUCGUAGCUUUGGGGAUGUUGCAUUCCUAGAACAUCAUUCUUUGCUUGAAAACAUUGAAAAUCUGGAGAGCUCAGGUUGGGCUCAUGGAUUCAGUGCCUCAGAUUUUGAAUUACUUUGCCCAGAUGAAAGUCGUGCAGCUCUGACAGACUGGCAUAAUUGUAACCUGGGCACAGUUCCACCCAAUGUUGUGAUGACAAGGCCAAUUAUCACAGCCAAAAUUUAUGACUUCAUCAUAAAAUCUCAGGAUGGGUUACGACCUGAAAAAGGCUCUGACUUUCAACUUUUUCAGUCAAGGAAGAUCUAUGGAGAGGGUGACUUGCUCUUUAAAGAUUCAACCACUUGCCUAUUACCAGCCAGUCAUCUGAGGCUUCAGGAGUUGUUAGGGGAAAGCUUCAUACAGUUGGCAGACUCAGUCUUCAAGUGCACACAGUCAGCUAUUUUAGAUUUCUGCAAAACAGAUAUAUGCGCAGACCCCAUAAAUUCAACUCAAUAUGAUUCCAAACCAUGAUACAGCCUCAAGAUAACCUGAAAUCAGAGUACAGCAAGCAACAAUUCACUCUUUUCAGAAUGACUUUGUUCUCGCUUAUUUGGAUAAGUUGUAUUUGUUUUCCAAAGCAAACAUCUGGUUGUCUCGUAACAGAAAGUAUAUAAUUAAAUCAUUUUUGUAAUUAAA